Molecule: messenger RNA, 2281 nt
Organism: Dermacentor albipictus
Lineage: Eukaryota; Metazoa; Arthropoda; Arachnida; Ixodida; Ixodidae
Cellular component (GO): extracellular region
Source: RefSeq, a predicted model, not a curated record
AAGCACGAGACGCUCCCGCGCGUGCUCCCACAAAGAAAACGGUCGAAGCUGCGAGCGGGGCGUGCAACGUUAGGUUCGGCGCAGCUGUGACGCCCGAACGAGCACGAUAAAUCGCCUAACCAAAAAAGAGCUCCGCCACGAACCAUGGCGACCUCGGCCACCGCUUCCCUCCUGCUGGUGGUGGCAGCGUGGAUGUCCGCGUCCACGCCCGUCCUGGCCGUCUGCCGCCCCGAGUACCGCAAGAGACCGACUCACACCGCCUGCCAGCAUCCCGCAUCUUGGUGCAAGGUGGUCACUAGCGGCGUGAGCGCGGCCGAGCGCACCCUCAUUCUGAAGAUCCACAACGACUACCGCAGCCAGGUCGCGCAGGGCCGACUACCGGGAUUUCCGGCGGCAACCGACAUGCAGGAGCUGAUCUGGGACGACGAGAUGGCCGACGUGGCGCAGGCCCACGCAAGCCUCUGCAUCCCGCCCGGCGGUCGCUUGAGCCACGACAAGCACGAUGACCGCUUCACGACGCGCUUCGACGUCACGGGCCAGAACUUGGGACUGCAGUUCGCGACGAACGCCCCUACGGGACCCAACUGGAAGCUGAUCAUCGAGAACUGGUUCAACGAGUACGCGGACUACCCGUCGAGCCUCGUCUCCGGUUUCCCGAGAAGGCCGACGCGCAAGGCAACGGGCCACUUCACCCAGGUCGUCUGGGCCAAGACUCGCUACCUGGGCUGCGGCUACGCCUACUUCGUCGCCACGGGCACGCACCUUCCGCACACGCGCAAGUACACGUGCAACUACUACGCGUCCGGAAACGUGGUGACGCUGCCCGUGUACCAGAGCGGCGCCACGUGCAGCGCCUGCCCGUCCUCCACCCGGUGCGACCAGUCGACGGGCCUGUGCUCCGGCGGCGGCGGGUCGUCGGGCGAGCAAGUACCCCGAACGCCAGUGCCCACAGCCCCAGUACCCCAAGAUCAUUCACUGCCCCCAGACCCAGAGCCCCGAGACCCAGAGCCCCAGCACCCAGUAGCCCAAGCCCAGUGCACUCCGGAGCUGCGCCGUACGAGACCGACGCACACGCUGUGCAAGCCUCCGAACCCGAGGUGCAAAAUUCGCAACAGGGGCGUGAGCGCGGCCGAUCGCUCGCUCAUCCUGCAGCUGCACAACAGGUACCGGAGCCAAGUCGCGCAGGGCCGCCUGCGGGGAUUCGCGACGGCCGCCGACAUGUACCGACUGCGCUGGGACGACGAGAUGGCCGACGUGGCGCAGGCACACUCCAACCAGUGUACAGAGCCCGGCGCCGCGAUCUACCACGACGACCACCUCGACCGCUCUACGUCGCGCUUCAACCUGACCGGCCAGAACCUAGCCUGGGCGGGGCGACACUGGUCUCCUCCGACGCCCAACUGGACGUUCAUCCUCGACUCGUGGUUCAACGAGUACCAGUACUACUCCCCGAGAGACGUCCGCGCGUUCAACCCUUACACGGCGCGGCAGACGAAGCACUUCACCCAGAUCAUCUGGGCCAAGACUCACCACGUCGGCUGCGGCUACGUCAACUACAGCUUCGCCGACCCGAGCGCCACUCCCCCGUACAUGGAGUUGUACGCCUGCAACUACGGCCCGACCGGAAACGUUGUCAACGUGAGGGCGAAGCUGCCCAUCUACGAGGAGGGCCCCACGUGCAGCGCCUGCCCGGCCAAAGCUCGCUGCAACCAGGCCACGGGUCUGUGCGGCGGCGCGGGGCGCGCUCCUCGGCCACCGCCUCCACCGCCUCCCCCGGCUGACGAUGUUCCCCAUCCGCAGCCAAAGCCUCAUCCAGCGACGACUCAGCCUGGCGGCGGAGGUGGCGGCGGAGGUGGCGGCGGAGGUGGAGACACAGGCGGGCAAAGUGGGGACAGCCCGGAAAGCAGCAGCAGUUCCGGAAGCUCUGCGGAGGAAGACAAGCCGUCCAUCUGGCUACCCUUGAUUGCAGGCUUAGUCGUGGGGGCGAUGGCGCUGACGUGCUGCCUCUACAUUGCUUUCGCGCAGAAAAAGGGAGACCAACCGCAAGAGCAGGCGGCACCCGGAGGGAUGGAGACCCAGCAGUCGACGGCGGCGUUCUAGGUCAGCGCGGCCAGUUUCCAAAGGCUGUCCGGGGAUGAGGCGUCCCUUUGUCCCAAAGCGAACCGGCAUGCGCCGUGCGCAGCUAGUCUUGCGCGAUGUACUUAAUCUUCGCUUGGGUAUUACAUAGACUUGCAUGUGUAAUUAAAAGACUGUUAGCCUACUUGGAUGUUACAUUACGAGA